Messenger RNA from Phialemonium atrogriseum, 2497 nucleotides. RefSeq lists its product as uncharacterized. Gene Ontology annotation, cellular component: nucleus. Gene Ontology annotation, biological process: regulation of DNA-templated transcription. The coding region runs from base 43 to 2430 and encodes 795 amino acids. NCBI's taxonomy places the organism in Eukaryota, Fungi, Ascomycota, Sordariomycetes, Cephalothecales, Cephalothecaceae. The record is from RefSeq and is a predicted model, not a curated record. The transcript is spliced from 6 exons. Gene Ontology annotation, molecular function: zinc ion binding; DNA-binding transcription factor activity, RNA polymerase II-specific.
GGCCAGGGCGCAAUAAUCCAGUGUUGAACUCGACGGGAUUCCAUGGGUUGGCUCGAUAUGUCUCACGCCAAUAUCUCUGCUAUACACGGCCCAUACAGGAGGAAAGUUACUCUGGCUUGUGAUUCCUGCCGUAAACGAAGGGUUAAAUGCAGUGGAACUCAACCCUGCGUGCUGUGCUCCGAGUACGGGAGGCAAUGCGAGUUCGAUAGUAGAAACCAAGGGCGUCGCGGCCCCAGGCCACGACAAUCUACCAGCCAGGCCCCAAGAGUCACCCAUCAGCUGGCACCUCGACGUCUCUCUGCUGAACCAGCGCGUAUUUCGCCCCCUAGGCCUGGAGUGGGGGAAGUGUGGCAGCAUCAAGAUCCCGCGGUCGUAGAAGAAGUCCAGCGGUGCGAUGUCGACGACGCUGACCCCCUGGCCGUGGAUGAGGAUGAGGAUGACAUGCCUGAUCCGUCAGUGUGGAGGCCUGGCUUGGAGAACCUGUUCUAUGGCAACAACUCCAUCUCAAACACCCUGCCCGCGUUAGACAUGAACCUCAUGUGCCAUCUCAUCGAAAUCUUUUGCACAAGAGAGAACACGCAACUUAAAGCCUUACUUCCUACGGCGCAAAUACAACAGCAGCUGUCCCAGGGCACCAUGUCUCGGGGCUUAAUACUGGCGGUAUGUGCUUCAAGCAUGAGGUUUUCUGUGCACAAAGUUGCAAAAGGGCAUCACGCUCGCGGCUUUGCUCAGUCACUAGCACGCGAAGCGCGGAAGUGCAUUCACGGUUGCAGUGCUAUUGCCUGGCAACAAGUUGACAGCAUCAAGACCAUCUGUGUCCUUGUCGACUACGAGGCCAGCAGAGCUCAUGGGCGGCAAGCGUGGAUAGAUAUUGCAAUGGGCCGAAGCCUGGUGCAGCUAGCGAAGUUGGGACGCGACCUCGACGCGGAACAGAGGCAAAUGCUGAGCAUUGCCGAUCACUAUCUUGCCAUCACACAAGUUUCCCACUGCCUCGGCCAUCGCGACCUCCAACCGUCAAGUAACCGAUCAGCCAAGAGACAGAAAUUGGAGCCCCAGUGUUUACCAUGCCCCGAAGGUUGCCCACACUUACUGGAGUUACUCGAGGUCCUUGCUAGCAUCCACCAACUCUGCUUGACGCCCUUACAAGAGCAGAGACCCCUCCCUUGGAGUGCCAGUUCGGAGUUUCGGGAGCUGCAGGAUGAGCUGGAAGAGUAUCUCCUCCGUCACCCCAACACGUUCCGCUUCGGUCCGAACUCCCCAUCAAGCCACUCGAGACAAGGGGAUCUGGAUGCUUCCGUCUCGUCACUCAUCUGGCACUGUUGUGUCAUUGUUCUCAACCGGACGUUUCUUCCGAUACCACAGAGGUCCAAGACAACGAGUGACGGCCAAGAGCCCUCGAUUCGGUGUGUCGAGUUCCCUGGCGCGCCGUCGCUCUUCUUAAAGGAGAGGAUUCACCGAUGCGAGUCUAGCGCGGAUGCGAUAUGCGACAUCACACAGGAGGUCAUAAAAAACGGGGGGUUCUACACUCAUGCUCUGCUUGUCGGAUUUGCUUGCACGCAAAGUGCGUUGGUAUCUAUCAACCGUCUCCACCGGUCCUCAAAGCCAUACGAUAAUCGCAUUGUUGAGAAUCUAAAGGUUGCAUUCAUCGUGCUGGGUGCUGUCAAAACCUUUUAUGCCCCAGCAAGGGUCUGGUUAGACGUUCUUUUCCAGGCCCACGACAUCAAUACUCGACUCUGCCAUGUAUCGGAGACAACAGAUAUGGCAUUUAACAGCUACUUCAGCCGAUUUCUCGAUAUUGAGGAGCCGCCCUUCAUGCCGCUGGAUCCAAAGGAGGGCGAUACACUCCGGGAUGAGGCGGGGGCUGGCGAGUCCAAUAGCACGGCAGAGAAACGAAAUGAAGCGCUCGUUAACGGUCAAGGCUGUGACCAGACCGCUCCCACGGAGAAGCCCCCAGCAUGGCUUCAAGCUUACGCAGGCCAUCUCUCGGGAGAUAUCGACACGGAUGAAGACUUGGACGGUGUUGACCAAGGGUCACCUACCACAGCAGUGCAAACGGAGCCAGUACAAACAGGUGCCAUGGACCGUGCGAUCCCGAUUCCCGCCAUAGUCCAAAGGCAGAACCAGGAGACCAUGGACAUGGAUCCUGGGGGUCCAGAGUCAUCUGUGCACGUGGCUGGGGCGAUCCUUACUUCCAUGUCGGGCAGAACACCGAACCCACCUUCACAACCAGGAGACUCAGUGUCUGGGGAUUUACGAGGCUCUUUCACAGGAGAUGCUAACGAUCCAUUCUCAGGACUCUUCUGCCAGUUGCCUGCAUUUGCCGACUUUGCAGGACUGGAUUCGGAGACGCAGAUAUUUCCUGCGCUGGGCUCAAUCAUUGGGGAUUCGGAAAUGUGGUCUGAUGUAUUUACUCACAGUAUGCUGAAGUGAUUUCCGUCAUUGUAACGGAUGUUGGAUGGAUUCUUUUUGUUAAAAGAAGAAUAGAGAAGGAAAGAAG